Molecule: messenger RNA, 1086 nt
Organism: Macadamia integrifolia
Lineage: Eukaryota; Viridiplantae; Streptophyta; Magnoliopsida; Proteales; Proteaceae
Product: V-type proton ATPase subunit c''1
Exons: 5
Coding region: 201-734 (177 amino acids)
Biological process (GO): proton transmembrane transport
Cellular component (GO): proton-transporting V-type ATPase, V0 domain
Molecular function (GO): proton-transporting ATPase activity, rotational mechanism
Source: RefSeq, a predicted model, not a curated record
UAUAUGUAAUUGUAGAAAAUCUGGAGGGGGACAAAGUGCAAUUUUAAUGUUUUUAUAAAUUCCAAUGCAACCUGAACCGGUGAAUCCCGAUCUACCCAUCUUUUUGAAGUCGAUUAGUCGAACGGUUGUCGGCCCGUCCUCGUCCAGGAGGAAAGAAGAGAAAAUUUCUCCCCUUAAUCGAAUUGAUUUCUGGUUCGGUGAUGGCGGGAGCAUCAAGUUCAUGGACUCGGGCAUUGAUGCAGAUCUCACCUUACACCUUCGCGGCCGUUGGAAUUGCGAUUGCCAUCGGUGUCUCCGUACUGGGUGCUGCUUGGGGAAUUUAUAUUACGGGGAGUAGUUUGAUUGGUGCUGCAAUUAAAGCUCCGCGUAUUACUUCGAAGAAUCUUAUUAGUGUAAUCUUCUGUGAGGCUGUUGCAAUAUAUGGAGUUAUUGUGGCAAUCAUCUUACAAACAAAGCUAGAGAGUGUGCCAGCAUCCUUGAUGUAUGCACCAGACUCGCUUCGGGCUGGAUAUGCAAUAUUUGCCUCGGGUAUCAUUGUUGGUUUUGCAAACCUAGUCUGUGGGAUCUGUGUAGGAAUAAUUGGUAGUAGCUGUGCAUUGUCUGAUGCCCAAAACUCAUCACUUUUUGUGAAGAUUCUGGUGAUUGAGAUCUUUGGUAGUGCACUUGGAUUGUUUGGAGUGAUUGUGGGAAUAAUCAUGUCAGGUCAAAUUACAUGGCCAAUAAAGGCAGCAUAAAUGCCCUUCAAUUGUGUUGCAGAGAUGAUACUUAGAGAACACGAUUGUUUGAUGGUAUAUUUUAAUCUCAGAAGAAUUUGCUCUACUGUGUGCUUGUGCUUGUUCUUGUUCUGUCUACUAGGGGGGGCUUAGAACUGGGGAGUAGAGUUUCUUCUCUUGUAUCUGUUGUGACAGUCCUGUUAAUAAACAUUUUUCAAUUCUGGAUUCUCAAGACGUUGUGUCCAGUUCAAGUACCCAACUAUGCUUGACAUCCUUAUUGAGGGCACCCAUUGCCAUCAUAAUGUACUAAUAUUGCUCUUGAAUCUGUUUUAUGCAAUGAUAUGAAAGGUUGGAUCCCUGGUGGAAUGGAAAA